AUCGUGGUUUGACAUUUAUGUCAUGCUUUUGAAAAGUUGUGAAGUAAUCCACAAUCAAAAGGAAAAAAACUUUUUUUGCGAGAAUAUCAUCAGUAAAUCAAAAUUUAGUAACAAUUUGUAUGUGCAUGAGUUAAACUAUAUGCCGAAUGGAUGUCGAAAGCGGUAAAAAUAUCCGAAAAUGAAAGAAAAUGGGAACAAUUGCAUCAGUGCUACAAUGGACCUGUGCCAAUUGCAAUUUAAUCAACCCGACGGAAAGCACCCUUUGUCUUAAUUGCAAAAAACCUCGACAUCUAGACAUCGGAACCAAAAAGGAACACCACCAGAGUGUCGCAAGCAGUAAACUAAACGAUAUACACAGGAUCUCUCGCGAAGGCAUACUUAAAGUUAAAGAUAGUUUAGCGAUUGCUCAUAAAAAUUUCAAUAAGAAGAAAAUCGAUCAACACGUAUUUCCUGUAGUUCAUCAAAGUGAAUGUAAAAACAUUCGACGAAGUUUCUCUCAACCAAACCUGUACAGAAUCUGGAAAUGCUACGUCUGUAACUAUGAGAACAAUUCAAUAACCUGGCAUUGCAUUAACUGUGAUUCAAUAAGCACCUUAGCCCCUGUGUAUAAAGGAAGUGCAAAGAAACAAUUGAAUCAAAAUGCAAAUCAAAAGUCCUGUACGCCGGUGGGUAAGGAGAGUUGCAAUACAAGCCUAAUUCUUAAGAAAGCUCCUAGCAUGGAAUUUAUCGACAGAAGGAAGUGUCAACUGUGUCUAUAUAACCGUUUCAACCUAAAGAAUACCAUUUGUGUGCACAAAAAAAUAGAUGUGUUCAAUUCAAACCAUCAGGAACUACAGUCUAGUUCCAGUGAUAAAAUCAUUCCUGAAAAAAACUACAGCAGGUGGAAGCAGAAAGUAAGCCCCAAAAUUUCAUCAAACCAUCCCAGGUAUUUUGAAGAUACCCAGCAGAGCGAAACAAAUAAAAAUAAUAGUUGCUCAAACGAAAGUAAAAACCUACAACAAUUUACCAUUACAACUUUAUCAAAGAAAAUACGUGUUGGGACAGCUCUUAACGCAACUGGUGAGAACCAUCGCGAUUGUGGAAUAUUCGUAACCGUUAGGGAUUGGAUUGUCCGAGCAGCUCCAAAUCAGACACGAGAGUCCUCGGAUUCUAAGAAACCAUUCAACGAAUUACUGCUGGACGAUAGGAUCACUACGAUGAUUCCCUCGAAUAAAGAGAACGUCUCCAAGAGCAAGAAAGACACAGAAAAUGCCACAGAACCAAUAUACGCUGUGAUAAACAAACAGAAUAAGCAAAAUAAUCAGCAAAGACCCGCAAAUCGGCAACAUACUAGCAUUUCUAUGAACUUUGAUCAAUGGUAUGAAAACGUAGAGUGCAGUAGAAAGCCUGAACAACAACUUUCCAAUGACUCAACGGGAUCAGAAGACUAUUUGGAAGAUAGUGUGUCACAUAAAACAGAUAACUUAAACAAUAAUUCAUCAACGGGCGAUGAAAUCCCUGUUUAUGCAGAAAUACAGAAAAAAAUGAAAACGAAAAAACUUCAGCAGCUACCUAAACGAAUGUGGACCUGUGUAAAGUGUUCCUACGCUUAUAACUCAGUGUUUGUCGAAGUAUGUGACAUCUGUUACUCGUCUAAAUCUAAUCCAGUCACCAUUACGAAAUGUGAUAAGAACGUUUUUGAUUAUCACAACGAGAACGAUUUUAUGAGCAUUAAAGGCACGGAUCUCGCACAAUCAUCACUAAGAUCUAUUUCAGGAUUCAAUGAAAUACCGGCAAUUGUUAAGGUACCAAUAGCAACCAUCGAGCAAGAUUUGGAUGAUGAUUAUGUUGCCACAUGUAAGUUGAAAACAAAUGAAUGAUCUGAUCACGUUUAAACCUUUACAUUCAUGUAUUCAAAAAAUCUAUAUAAAGGCAAAUAGUAAAUAGAGUAU
This is a messenger RNA of Ochlerotatus camptorhynchus, 1931 nucleotides long. RefSeq lists its product as uncharacterized. Bases 189 to 1859 code for a protein of 556 amino acids. The record is from RefSeq and is a predicted model, not a curated record. The transcript has 4 exons. NCBI's taxonomy places the organism in Eukaryota, Metazoa, Arthropoda, Insecta, Diptera, Culicidae.